AGCUUAGAAUUCAGAGCUAAAAAGGGCAAAAGAAGAAGCCAAUUGAUGGACGUCUAAUCUAAUGUAAUUUAGUUUAGUUAGGUAUUAACCCCGACGACCAUUUUCCUCCUCCCUUUGACCUCUUCCUCCUCACUUUCUACUGUUCUACCAAGCAUCCAAAUUUGAAUUCGGUGAUUUUCCUGCAAAAAUUUCCACCUACCAAUUUCAAUUUUUUUUCACCUAUCUUCUUUUCUCCUUGUACUUUACAUUAAUCUACUGCCGUUAUGGUGCUUUAAAAUUCAAAUUUGGUCCGUGGAUUAUCUUAGAUUUGUUCUGAUUAGGGAUUUCUUUCGCGAAUCAAGCUGAGCUAGGUUAUCGAUGAUGCUUCAAGCUGUUGUUUUUGAUCGUAUGCAGUUUUUUUUUUAAUUAUUUAACUGGUAUGAAACAGGAAUUUGUAACGGAGAAAAUGUGCCAUCAGAAUUGUGGCGUGGAGCAUUUGUCCGUAGAAGAGGCAAUAGCAGCUGAUGAGAGUCUACUUAUUUACUGCAAGCCUGUUGAGCUUUACAAUAUCCUUCGCCGCCGUGCUCAAGACAACCCUUCAUUUCUUCGGAGAUGUUUGCGUUACAAAAUAAAAGAAAGGCGUAAAAAGAGGUUAAGAGAUGGAAUUGUAAUUUUCAACUACAAGGACUACAAGAACAUGCUACGAAAGACUGAAGCAACCGAGGACUUCUCCUGUCCAUUUUGCUUGAUGCAAUGUUUAAGCUUUAAGGGCCUGCGGUAUCACUUGUGCUCUUCUCAUGACCUAUUCAACUUCGAUUUUUGGGUGACUGAAGAGUAUCAAGCAGUGACUGUCUCUGUGAAUAUUGAUAGAUUUAUAUCAGAGACUGUUGCAGAUGGAAUAGAGCAGCGACAGCAGACAUUUUUUUUCUGCUCAAAGCCACGAACACGCAAGUCAAUAAACCUUGACCAAAAUGUGAAGAAAGUUUCCAUAAAGUUCUUGGAGUUGAAUUCAUCCGAAGGCACGAACAAUGGAUUUUUGGGGAAGGAAGAGGGUGAGAAUGCUUCCAAGUCAUCUUCUAGUGAGAAAGAUUUGCUCAACAUGAGAGAUGGAACAGAAAACUAUGGUUCUGAGUGUCCUACCGCUACAGAGUUAAUGGAGCGUGUUGCAUCCAGUUUUAGUAUCCCUGGUGUUUCAAUUGCCCAGGCUCAAUCUUCCGUGGAUCCUGAAUGUGUUAAAUCACAAUCUGGAAGUGAACCUUCACUUCCUGCUGCACUCCAUGUUGCAAAAGCAAGGAAGCUAACUGUGGAACGGUCAGACCCUAAAUACCGUGCGCUUCUGCAGAAACGACAAUUCUAUCACUCUCAUAGAGUUCAGCCUAUGGCAUUAGAACAAGUAAUGUCAGAUAGAGAUAGUGAAGAUGAAGUUGAUGAUGACAUUGCAGAUUUUGAAGAUAGAAGGAUGCUUGAUGACUUCGUCGAUGUUAGCAAAGAUGAGAAGCAAGUCAUGCAUCUCUGGAAUUCAUUUGUGAGAAAGCAAAGGGUCCUAGCAGAUGGUCACGUUCCGUGGGCAUGUGAGGCAUUUUCAAAACUUCAUGGACAGGAGUUGGUCAUCUCUCCUGCUCUCUUUUGGUGUUGGAGGUUAUUUAUGAUCAAACUCUGGAACCAUGGUCUUCUCGACGCAUCCACGAUGAACAACUGCAACAUGAUCCUCGAAAGAUGCCGAGAUGAAGGGUCGGGUGCUGCAAAAAGUGAAAGGCUAGAAGAUUGACUGGUGUGAAGGAAUCUUCAGUUUUUUAGAUGACAGGAUAAGUGACAUUGGUUUAGUGCUGCCUUAACCCAUUCUUUUACCCCCGUUUUACCUCAAUCAUUGAGCCAUAAUUUGAAUUAUUAUUAUUCAUUCAUGCACAUGAGAAGGGAUAGCACAGGACCUCCUUCGUGCCGUUGUCAUCUCAUUCAAUACAAACCACCAUUGUUUAACUCUACUGAAUUUAAGCUCAGAUCAAUAAUUGCUCAUUGAUCAGACUCCUUGUUAGUAUAUGAUGUAUAUCAAGACGUUGUCUUCCUCUCUUUUUAGUUGAGAAACUGUGAACCUCCACCAUCUGGACAUAGUUUUCUGCCA
Populus trichocarpa (black cottonwood) is the source of this 2098-nucleotide messenger RNA. RefSeq names its product polycomb group protein EMBRYONIC FLOWER 2. Gene Ontology annotation, cellular component: nucleus. Gene Ontology annotation, molecular function: chromatin DNA binding. The record is from RefSeq and is a predicted model, not a curated record. NCBI's taxonomy places the organism in Eukaryota, Viridiplantae, Streptophyta, Magnoliopsida, Malpighiales, Salicaceae. The transcript has 14 exons. Bases 419 to 1747 code for a protein of 442 amino acids.